Messenger RNA from Phacochoerus africanus (Common warthog), 1217 nucleotides. RefSeq names its product HLA class II histocompatibility antigen, DO alpha chain. The transcript has 5 exons. The record is from RefSeq and is a predicted model, not a curated record. Gene Ontology annotation, molecular function: MHC class II protein complex binding. The coding region runs from base 205 to 933 and encodes 242 amino acids. Gene Ontology annotation, cellular component: MHC class II protein complex; membrane. Gene Ontology annotation, biological process: antigen processing and presentation of exogenous peptide antigen via MHC class II; peptide antigen assembly with MHC class II protein complex; immunoglobulin production involved in immunoglobulin-mediated immune response. Lineage: Eukaryota; Metazoa; Chordata; Mammalia; Artiodactyla; Suidae.
CACACACACCAACCAAGACUUAUUUGGUUAAAACACCAGAGGGCCAUGGUCCUCCAUGGGGGGCUGGUCCUGGGACUCCACAUCUUGAUGACCCUCCUGAGUCCCCAGAAAGCUGGGGCCAUCAAGGCAACGCGUCCACUCUGCAAGGACUAACUCAGUGUCAGAAGAGGACUCUGCGCUCCGUGCAGAAACUCAACACGUCUCAUGUCCCGAGACCGACAUUUUUCUUUUCUCCCCCUGACCCUGAACUCACCCGACACAGCUGACCACAUGGGCUCCUAUGGACCAGCCUUCUACCAGUCCUAUGACAGCUCAGGUCAGUUCACCUACGAUUUCGAUGGGGAGCAGCUCUUCUCCGUGGACCUGAAGAAGAGGGAGGCUGUGUGGCGUCUGCCUGAAUUCAGCAACUUCGCCGACUUUGACCCGCAGAAUGGGCUGAGAGGCAUUGCACUGAUCAGAGCCCAUCUGGACGUCUUGGUGGAGCGCUCCAACCAUACCAGAGCCACCAAUGUGCCUCCAAGGGUGACCGUCCUCCCCAAGUCCCCUGUGGCGCUGGGCCAGCCCAACGUCCUCAUCUGCAUCGUGGACAACAUCUUCCCCCCUGUCAUCAAUAUCACUUGGCUGCACAACGGCCAGACGGUCACCGAGGGGGUGACCCAGACCAGCUUCUAUGCCCAGCCCGACCACUCGUUCCGGAAGUUCCACUACCUGGCCUUCGUGCCCUCGGCAGGCGACUUCUAUGACUGCAAAGUGGAGCACUGGGGUCUGGACGAGCCGCUCUUUACGCACUGGGAGCCCCAGGUGACUAUGCCGCUGCCAGACACCACAGAGACCCUGGUCUGUGCCCUCGGCCUGGCGCUUGGCCUGGUGGGCUUCCUCGUGGGCGUCACUCUUAUCAUCACAGGCAGAUGCCGGUCCAGCGCCCCCAGGUAAUGAUCCUUCUGAGAGGCUGGGAUGUGAGAGAGACCCCCCGCCCCAGCUUCCUCGCAAGUUUCUGACAGCCCGGAAUACUUGGCUCCACCAUCCACCAAGUGCAUCCCGGCGGAGCUGCCUUUCAGUGGCAUCAACCUGUAGCCUAGAUGCCUCCUCCUUCUUUGGUCCCAGUACUCAUGGCAGGACUUCUGGGGGAGCACCAACUAGCUCCCCUCCCCACCUCCAAUAUGCACUCUUGCUCCACCCAAAGCCCCCCGCUAGCUGCAGUAAAAUUUUAAACAGUG